Molecule: messenger RNA, 3154 nt
Organism: Limulus polyphemus (Atlantic horseshoe crab)
Lineage: Eukaryota; Metazoa; Arthropoda; Merostomata; Xiphosura; Limulidae
Product: oviduct-specific glycoprotein-like
Exons: 10
Coding region: 80-2956 (958 amino acids)
Biological process (GO): carbohydrate metabolic process; chitin catabolic process
Cellular component (GO): extracellular region
Molecular function (GO): chitin binding; chitinase activity
Source: RefSeq, a predicted model, not a curated record
AAAACUAGUGGAAACUAGCAGUCAAGUAACACUCUACCGACCACUCCUGGCAGCAACUGUAUGAACUUUCACUCACCACAUGUGGUGGCCUCUUUUGACCCUUUUUCUGGUGGGGCAAACGUCACAUGCCCACUCUGUAACCACAAGAGACGUCACAGAUAUGAAACUGGUAUGUUAUUAUACAAACUGGUCAGUCUAUAGGCCAGGGUUAGCAAAGUUCACGCCAGAAAAUAUCAAUCCAUUCCUGUGUACCCACCUAAUCUACGCCUUCGCUGGCUUUGGCAAGGACUACGAGCUUAAGCCUCUCGAUUCAUACAACGAUAUUGAACAAGGGAAUUAUAGGAAGUUUGUUGGUUUGAAAAGCCAUAAUAAAGACCUCAAGACAAUGAUUGCCAUUGGAGGAUGGAAUGAAGGAUCUAGAAGGUUUACCAAGUUGGUGGCAGAUUCUUCUACAAGAGAAAAAUUUAUCCGUAGUGUCAUUCGUUUUCUAAGACAACACAGGUUCGACGGGAUAGAAUUGGACUGGGAAUAUCCUGGCUCAAGAGAUGGCAGCAGCAGUGAUGAUCGUGAAGGAUAUGCCCUUUUAAUUAAAGAACUACGAGAAGCAUUUGAUGAACAACGUGGUUCCCGAAGCAAGCAUAGAUGGGUACUUUCUGUCGCAGUGCCUGCUGGGAAAGAUUACAUUGACAAUGGUUAUGAUGUUCCAAAAAUUUCUAAGUACGUGGACUUUUUAAAUGUUUUGUCAUAUGAUUAUCACACGGCUUACGAAGCAGUAGUCAACCACCAUUCUCCUCUUUAUAAAAGUCCUGAUAUUGGUCGCUGGGAUGAAAGAAACAAACUGAAUGUGAAUUGGACCGUAAGUUAUUACCUGGAACUGGGAGCUCCAAAGGAAAAAAUAAUAGUAGGAAUUCCUAUGUACGGCCGAUCUUUCACGCUACUGGACCCUUUUGAUAAUGAGAUCGAAGCUUCCGCAGAUGGACCUGGUGAAGAAGGGGAUUCCACUAGGGAAAAAGGAUACAUGGCCUAUCAUGAGAUUUGUAAGAACAUUCUGGACAGCGAUUGGGAGGUAAGACGCCCUUACCCAGAGCUUCUUGGACCAUAUUGCUUUAAAGGGGACCAGUGGGUUGGCUUUGACGAUGAAAUGAUUAUCAUUGAAAAGGCACUAUACAUCAGAGAACAAGGUUUAGGGGGAGCUAUGGUGUGGACGCUUGAUAAUGACGAUUUCAGGGGAUCAUGUGGUGAAGAAGAAAACCCUCUGGUGACAACAUUGCGUACUGCUCUUCUGACUGGAUCUAAAGAGCCCUCAGUGAAGUCAGUUGUUCAGAAAAAAAUAGAAGAGCAACAACUAGACAGUCGUUUUUCUUCCUAUAAUCAGUUUAAAACUGAUACUUCAGGCUUAAGAAACAUACUACACACACCAAAACCCCCAACUACCCCAGACCCAGGUGUUGAUUUUGUAUGCACAGAAGAAGGAUUCUUUAGAAAUCCUAGAAGUUGCAAGAAAUAUUAUUGGUGCUUAGAUAGCGGCCCUGCAGAGCUAGGAAUCCUUCCUAACAGCUUCACGUGUCCAGCUGGCUUGUAUUUCAAUCAACAGACAGAUUCUUGUGAUUACUCUCGCAAUGUGCGUUGUGAAGAAGAACGUGUCACUACGACAACAACCCGCCGGCCAUCACGCUUAACAAAACGACCAAUCCAAAUCUUUCGACCACGUACCCGUUCCAAAACAAGAACGACUACGACAACGACAACUACAACCACUACUACAACAGAAGCCCCACAUACACAAAUUCCAACCACGGACAAUUUGGCUGAUCUUGUCCGACUUCUUCAGUCAUUUUUAACCUCUGAACAACCCAAUAAGGAAACAACAACAACAUCAACUACUACUUCUACUACUACUGUUUCACCAAACGUAUUUUCAACUUCUAAAAGUAUUCCAGACUAUGUUACUCCUCAAAGAAUCCCUAGGGUAGGUAAAAAAACAAAACCUGAAACCACUAAAUCACCGUCAACAUCUACAGAAGCUGCUUCAACACCGCGACGUAUACGUUACAGACGUCCCAAACCCCAUGUUUCUUUCUUAUCUACUACAGAUUUACCAAAAGAUACUACCAGUGAACCAAUUGUCCAGUUGGUUAACCAGGUCCCUCGAAGGCCACAGUUUGAAUCGGAACCAAAUAGUGAUAAACUAUUUCAAUAUGUUGAACCAAACAGGCAACGUAUUAAAAAUAAAUCGGGCACAGUAGAAGACAAGGGUGAGUCCUUGUUUAUUUAUAAGGAACCAGACAGACCCCAGGCUUCAUCUCCACCAUCAGAAGUAAAAACUGAGUCUCUAUUUAUCUAUCAAAAUCCUGAGAGAACAACAGUUGUUGCACCCACGGACCCCCCUUCCAAAAUUGAAGUCACGACUGUUGAAAACCCAUUUAAGUAUAGAAAUCCUGCUCGCUCAUUCCCACUUAACAUAUCAUUUACUGAAGAAUCAGCUAAGGAAGACGAAGAAACUCGCCUACAACGAUUAAUAACACAGCAUCGUAAACAUGAUGGUAAGAAGGUAAGAGUCCGCGUUCGGAUAAGGCCACUAACAAUCUCCAAAGGAAUCGAAGAUGCAGUUUCUUCCCGUGUUAGCUCAAUAGCUUUGCCACAAGGCGAAGAGUUACCACGCUUCAAAACAAUUAGGCAAGCCACGCGCCGUCAUUUACGUGUUCGUCCGCUCCCUUCGACUACUACCGAGAUUCGAGGACCUGGAGUGACCGUAGCAGAAAGCAGUAAAGUACUAUGUAUCCGUCAGGGCGUUCAUCGACACCCGAAAGACUGCAACCAAUUUAUCGUUUGUGCCCCACAGUUGGAUGGAAACUUUGCCAGCUUUCUUUAUGAUUGCCCACCGGAAAAGAUUUUUGACGAAUAUUUGGGCAGAUGCAUGUUCGGAAACAGAAACACGUGUGAGUUCACCAUCUAGUCCGCCGGUGACCUACUGAUGUCUGAACCAAAAAUAUGUACAUUCUCCACACGUGGAGACCCAGUAAUCUUUAUGUACAAGGUAAUAUGAAAUAAUAAAAAAACUAGAAUCUUUCUUAUCUUAGUUUGACGAGAAACAUGAAAAAAGACAAACAACCACUCAGUAAAAUGUACGCAUGUAUAAAAAGUGAUUUCAAAC